AUGUCCCCCACAUUCAUUGGCCUGGUGUGUCUUGGAUUCUUUAUGGACAAGAGGAUCUGGGCAGAAGUGGGUGAUCACAAGAAGCCCACCCUGACUGCCUCGCCAAGUCAUGUGGUUCCUCAAGGACAACAUGUGAAACUUCGGUGUCAGUCUCAUUUUAGGUUUACCCUGUUGAGGGUGUACAAGGAACAUGGGCCCCUCGUCUCUAAGUUCCAGAAUACACGGUCUGGGAAAAAUUUCAUCAUAGGCCCUGUGACCCCAGCACAUGCUGGAAUCUACAGAUGUCAUGAUUUUUAUCAUAACUUCUCUACACGGUCAGCACCCAGUGACCCUCUGGAGAUCGUGGUUACAGGUGUGUACAGAAAACCCUCUCUCUUGGCCCAGCCAGAUCCCCUGGUGAAAUUGGGAGAGAAUGCAACCCUGCAGUGCUGCUCAAAGAUCAUGUUUGACACCUACAUACUAUACAAAGGGGAGGAAACCAAGGAUCCCUUGCGCCUUACUGGGAGACUCCAUGGUGGCGGCUCCCAGGCUGACUUCUCCUUGGGUUCUAUGACACUUGCCCAUGUGGGGACUUAUAGAUGCUACGGUUCUCUCAGUCACUCCCCCUAUGAGUGGUCGGUCCCCAGUGACCCCCUGAAGCUUGUGAUCACAGGUCUACACAAGAAACCAUCUCUCUUUGCGCAGCUGGGCUCUCUGGUGAAGUCAGGCGAGAACGUGACCUUGCGCUGCCACUCAGAGAGCUCAUUUGACACCUACCAUCUAUCCAGAAAGGAGGACACCCAUGAGUACUGGCUCCAUGGAGUGCAAAGCCACAAUGGUGCAUUCCAGGCUGACUUCCUUCUGGGUCCUGUGACCCCAGCCCAUGGUGGGAUCUAUAGAUGCUACGGGUCUUUUAACCGCUCUCCCUAUGCAUGGUCAGACCCAAGUGAUCCACUGCACCUUUUGGUCACAGAAAACUCUACAAGUAGUUCCCCAACACCUACAAAACCAAGCAAUCAAGCCGGUAACCUCAGACACCUGGACAUUCUGAUUGGUCUCUCAGUGGUCUUCCUCCUCCCUGCCAUCUUCAUUUUCUUCCUUAUUCAUUGCUGGUCCCCCGCCAAAAAGAUUGCCACUAUACUGAACAGAGAGCCUGAGGUGGACCGAGUGGUGAAUACGGAGGACCAUGAAGCAGAAGACCCACAAGAGGUAACAUACUCAGAGUUGAGUCAUUGGAUUCCCCAACAGAAAAUAAUCACUCCCACUUCAGAGGAUUCUGAGGACCCCUCAACUGAUUCCAUUGUGUACGUGGAACUCUCUCUACGCUAAGCCCAGAUCAAGGCAUGACUCCUAGCCCCUGAGCACACAUAAAAAGAUAUGGAGGGGUUCUCCCACGGACACCAUCCCUCCUUCUCAUAUCCAGCCUAUCAUCUCUGAGGUAACA
Trichechus manatus latirostris (Florida manatee) is the source of this 1423-nucleotide messenger RNA. RefSeq names its product killer cell immunoglobulin-like receptor 3DL3. The record is from RefSeq and is a predicted model, not a curated record. The transcript has 9 exons. NCBI's taxonomy places the organism in Eukaryota, Metazoa, Chordata, Mammalia, Sirenia, Trichechidae. The coding region runs from base 1 to 1308 and encodes 435 amino acids.